This is a messenger RNA of Aspergillus versicolor CBS 583.65, 2477 nucleotides long. RefSeq lists its product as uncharacterized. Lineage: Eukaryota; Fungi; Ascomycota; Eurotiomycetes; Eurotiales; Aspergillaceae. Gene Ontology annotation, biological process: DNA-templated transcription; regulation of DNA-templated transcription. Bases 53 to 2257 code for a protein of 734 amino acids. The transcript has 2 exons. The record is from RefSeq and is a predicted model, not a curated record. Gene Ontology annotation, molecular function: DNA binding; DNA-binding transcription factor activity, RNA polymerase II-specific; zinc ion binding.
CUCAUCUCCACCUCCUUUCUUCCCCAACUAAAAAAAAAAUCCAUCAUGCGAGAUGGCGCGGCAUCAUAAAAUCGUCUGUUCUACUUGUCGCCGUCGGAAAAGCAAAUGUGACGGCGCGUCCCCCAGCUGCUCGGCCUGCAUCGCCAGUGCUUCCAAGUGCCACUAUGAUAAAUUGCCCUCGCUUGCCUACGUGCGCUCACUGCAGUCUCGCAUCCAGGAAUUAGAGCGGGGCCUACUCAAUGGCAGCUCUAGUGGUGCUGGUGCACCUUCUCCCUCUAGUUCGUCCUUUGUCAGUUCGGCUUUCAGCAAUGGAGCCACUGACCCAAUGAGCCUGGAUGCUUUGGGAGAUGUCAGCUAUCACAACCAGACAUCUGCCAUCCAUGAAGACCUUCCACAAACACCUGCUCGACCACUGCACGCGAGAACUCCCCCAUCAACAAUAACGGACGAAGGUACUGCAGAUGCCAGGCAACAUCUUGUCGCCAAUGCUGCCGUCCAGAAAGACUUCGAAAUCGGCAACCUGGAUACAUCCUUGUCGUUAGCAAAUAUCUCCAAGGAUCUCGCAAGCACCUUGUUGCAGCUCCACUGGUGCUGGUUGCAUCCAAGCUUCCUUUUCGUAUAUCGUCCAGCUUUUACGAGGGACAUGCCUCGACUUGCCAGCGGAGAGCAAUCGUCCACAUAUUGCUCCUCCACUCUCGUCAAAGUUCUCUACGCCCACAGCUGUCGGUUUAUACGGUCACCAGAUUCAGUAUGGAGCCCGAAUAAUAAUGGCGAGACAUUCCAGGAGCUUUCCGAUCGCUUAAUGACAGAGGCAAAGGCGUUGCUUGCUAUGGAGACCCUCAAUCCUCCUGCUAUUCCCACGAUCCAAGCAUUACUCCAACAGUCGGCCCGUGACGUCGCUUGUGGCCGGUCCUCCGCCGCAUGGCUCUACUCGGGAAUGGCCUUUCGUAUGGCCGUUGACCUGGGCUUGCACGUCUCUCCCGACAAGCUCCAGCAAUAUUCCACAUCGCUCUCAGCAGAAGACAUCGAGAUACGAAAACGUCUCUUCUGGAGCUUAUACUCGUGGGACAAGCACAUCAGCAUGUACCUCGGGAGGAUGCCGAAUUUUGUAAUGGGCGCUGAAAACGUCUCCCUGGAAUUCCUCGACGACUUUACCGACCAUGAUCCUUGGGUACCAUUCUACGGCCCUGAUGCGAAUGCCUCGGAGCUCCCUCCGUUUCCACCCACCCCAGGCCGUAUCAUGUCCUGCUUCACGGAGCUGUGCAAACUCUGCAAAAUACUCACGCGGGUGAUGCUGGAACUCUAUAGCUCUCAGUCUGCCGACAAAGCUGCUGCUUUUGUAGAGAUAAAACAGGAGCUCCAGGAAUGGCACUCGUCCCUGCCGUCGUUCCUCUACACACCACCCAACAAGAUGCCUGAACUGAGCCCGCCGCCGCAUAUCACAUCGCUCAACCUGAUGUACCACAACACCCUGAUCCUUCUCCAUCGACCGCAUGUUGCGAGUGCCAGUAGUGAGGUUCCUCGCCCAGCCGCAGUCCGACAAAGCUGGAAGAUAUGUCGAUCUGCAACGACCGCAAUAUACGGCCUUCUCAAAAUGUACGUACAUACAUUUGGGUUCCACCACAUCACAUACAUGAAUAGCUAUUGCACUUACAUGGCCGCAACGACCGCCGUGUACCAGCUGGAGACAUCGGAGGACGUACUACAGUCCAACCAAGCGGCUUGGACGGAAUUGAGGUUCCUGCUUGAUGUCCUCCAGCGUACUGCUACUGCCAUGCCCGGCCUGAACCGGAGUAUCGAGAUUAUCAAAGCGCGCAUAAAGAGGAUCCUUGACCGGCAGGCUUCCAAACAGCUCGACUCUCUCUUUCCGGGUCAGGUGUCGAAGAGUCCAAAACGGGAUACCCCAGGACUGUCUCAUCCGGAAAACGGCUCGACCUCAAAUACGUCGUCUGCUUAUCCCUUAAACUGCCCUCCGGUUUAUAACUGGGGAGAUCACUCCCACGCAGGAAUCAGCGCAGAUGAGGAUCUCUGGCUCCCAGCGUUCCCAGCGCAGGAUACUUCCUACGGUCCAGAAGUAAUGCUCGAUGUCCAGGAAGCUCUCAGUCCGCAGACGCGGUCUGCGCUCAUGGGGUCGAAUCUUGAUCCACAGCUGCGACUGGAUCUCUCCAUGCCUGACUCUACGAUGGCUGGUUAUGGCCUAUUCUCUGAUACUUUGCUCGGUGAAAUGCCACAGAGUCCCGCAGAGGAAGGAGUGUGACCGUGUCGUAUGGACAGAGCGAGUGAUUUUGUAAGCGCCCCCAUGUCCUUCAGAUUUACUGUCUCGUCCUUUAUUCCUCUCAAUUCAGAUGCCAAUCAGUGUGUUACUAUCAUCCUCUACAUGGCUGUGGGGUUUUGUUUAUCUUUUUCUCCUUCGGUGAACAAUACUAUUUCAGGGCUGCUCCCAAUCCCCCGCCACUAGAGAGGGAUGAUCACUGCGC